Messenger RNA from Lucilia sericata (common green bottle fly), 5188 nucleotides. Its product is annotated as tyrosine-protein phosphatase non-receptor type 23-like. Gene Ontology annotation, molecular function: protein binding; protein tyrosine phosphatase activity. Gene Ontology annotation, cellular component: endosome. Lineage: Eukaryota; Metazoa; Arthropoda; Insecta; Diptera; Calliphoridae. Gene Ontology annotation, biological process: early endosome to late endosome transport; protein dephosphorylation; endocytic recycling. The record is from RefSeq and is a predicted model, not a curated record.
AUAAGUAAAAGUUGUAGAAAAUAAUAAAUCAAUGACAGAAUUAAGAAAAUCUAAAGAAAUAGUUUAAGCAAAAAAUUUCCAAUUUGAUUGCAAUUGAUUGACUGGUGAAAUUUUUGUCUACUCACAACACAAUGGAGGCAGUUCCACGACUUCAUAUGUUGUCUUUUCCCAACAAAUCCAGUCCGGAGGGGACUUCCUUUGCGGGUUUAAAGAAAUAUAUUGCCGAAUUUUAUCAAGAGAAUCCGGACAAUUAUUCCAAAGAACUUUAUGCUUUAGAAACUUUACGCAAUCAAGCUUUAAAUACCCCUAAGGAUAAUUGUGCUAUACUAAAGCGUUAUUUUUGCCAAUUGGAGUCGUUGCUUAAUCGUUUUCCCAAGUUAAGAGACAAGAAAGUUAUUUUUCAAUUUACCUGGAAGGAUCUAUACAACUCCAAGGUUCAGGAAUACAAUGACAUAGGCUAUGAACAAGCUGCCGUCUUAUACAAUGUAGCAGCAGCUCAUACACAAGCCGGUGCCGCGGUCAAUCGUACCGAUAUAGAGGGCAUGAAAUUGGCCUGCACCCAUUUCCAAUGUGCCGCCUGGGCUUUUGGCGAGAUACGUGAACGUUAUAUUAAUAUGGAUGAAUUUGGUGAUUGUUUUACUACUGAAUUGCUGGUGUUUAUGCAACAGGUCUCCUUUGCCCAGGCUCAGGAAUGUAUACUGGAGAAAUCGUUAAUAGAUAAUCGUAAACCAAAUAUUGUGGCUAAAGUUACCGCACAAAUAGUGGUGUAUUAUGGGGCGGCCUUGGCUGCUUUACUUACUGGUGGAGAUGAUGGCCCUGUGGCCCAUGUAGUCGAUUCGGCCGUUUAUAAACAAUGGAAGAAAUAUGCGUUUAAGAUUUCCUACUUGAGUUGCAUUUUAUACUUAUAUCAAGGACAACAUGCUGAAGAGCAAAGGAAAAUGGGAGAGAGGGUUACUUUGUAUGAGGCUGCUUGGGAAAAACUCGAAGAAGCACGCAAAGAAUCCAAAGGUCUACCCGAUAUAAAAGAAAUCAAUGAAUCUCUCAUAUUCACCGCUGAUGUCGUGGAGGCAAAACGUAAAAAUGCUAAAAAUGAAAAUGAAUUCAUUUAUCACGAAUCCGUACCCGAAUUGGCAACCAUAAGUGCGGUACAAGGAGCUAAUCUAGUAAAUGGCAUAGGAUUUUCUGCCACAGAUCCAGAGAUAGCAGGUGAGGAUAUAUUUGCUCGUCUAGUGCCCAUGAAGGCGCAUGAAGCUAGCUCUAUGUAUAGUGAGGAAAAAGCUAAACUAUUGCGUAAAUAUGGCAACAAAAUUGAGGAGAAAGAUGGUGAAUUGGCUAGUUUUAUGAGUUCGCUAACAUUGGAUAAUCUUAAUAUCAAUGAGGAAAAGGCUAAUAAAAUACCUCAGGGUAUAGUGGACCGAUGUGCAGCCUUAAAUGCCAAUAAAACCGCCAUACCAGAACUGGUGCAAUCCAUGUCACGUUUAGCAGAGAUAUGUGGUGAUGUAGAGGCCAAUCUUAAGGAGAUCUCUAUGAUAUUACAGCAGGAAGAGAAGGAGGAAAAGGAGUUUCAACAACUCACCGGUGUACAACGAACACCCAAUGCCCAUAUAACCGAAUUAACGCGUGAAUUUCAAAAAUACUCCGAGGCUCACAAUAGAGCAGGCGAGUCUAAUGAUACUUUACGUAAAGCCAUGGAGUUGCACAUCAAUAAUUUGAAAAUCUUGGCCAAACCUUUGCAAGACAUACAACAGUCUGUGCCCAAGUUGAGUUCUGAACUCAAUACCGCUGAAGUUUUUAAAGAUGUUAAACUUAUCGUGAAUAAAGUUAAUGAAAUGAAGGCACAACGUUCCCAAUUUCAUGCUGAUUUACGUAUAGCGGUCAAUGAUGAUGAUAUUACCACUAAAAUUAUAGCCCACGAUUCUGAGGAAGAUUUGCAGGCUUUAUUCGAUCGUGAAAUGGCCAAACAUGAACGUUUGACCCAGUUAAUAGAUCAAAACCUAUUGGCCCAGGAGAAUAUUUUAAAGGCUUUAACGGAAUCCUAUGCUAAGGCGGCUCCUGUUUUGAAGACCUUGGCAGAUGUUAAAAAUAAACGUGAGGGAUUCUUUGCCUCUUUGGCUGCCUCCUAUGAUGUGUAUGAAGAUUUAUUGGCCAAAUCGGCCAAGGGUUUAGAGUUCUAUAAUAAAUUAUCGGCCAAUGUUCAAAAACUUUUAUCACGCUGCAAAUCUGCAAGAGAUGUUCAAUCCGAAGAACGUCAGCAACGUUUGAAAAGUGUUACCCAUAAACCUUAUGGUUCUCCACUUAAUAAUACCACACCCUUAUCCAAUCCAUCCAUUGCAGCCACCACCUCCACUACACCAAAAUUACGUGAUUACUUGAAUGCCAAAAAGGCAGCUAAAGAAAAAAAUCUUAACACAAUGCCGCCAAAUGCAAAUACGGCGGCCUAUAAUGCAACAAAUCCUCAGCAAUACAUACCGCCUGUAAGGCCCAAUCCUUUGGGCUCUGAGAAUCCUACACAGGCCGUUUGCUCGGGUGGUAGUUCUUAUUAUCCUCCCACAAGUGGCACUUUACCACCUACAGUGGGACCCAAUGAACCACCACCACCCUAUACACAAUAUUAUGAUACCACUGGAGCAGGCUACACCAAUCCCAUGUUUUUGCAAUAUCAACAGAAUAUAGCGCCACCGGCUUAUAAGCCUCAAGCCUCUCCAAACUCACAGUUCACGGCUUUAAAUGCCAACAUGGCUAAUUUGAAUUUGCAACAGCAGCCACAACAAAACACUAACAAUACUACAAAUCCCCUAACAGGAGUAGCCAACACCGGGAAUUACCCACAAAUGUCUUACAACUCGUUGUCUAAUAAUCCUCAAAAUCCUUUGGUUUAUCAAGGCAACAAUCAGAACUAUCUAACAAAUCAACCAACAUACCCGAACAACCAGCAAACGUACCUUAAUCAAGCUUCUCUAAACAACAACAAUACUACAUCUUUGCCAUAUUCAACUAACAAUCCUCCAACAUCCAAUAUGACCAAUAAUUCUCUGUAUGCUGCACAGUCAACGGUUUCAAAUACGCCACAAAUGUAUACACCAUCACCACCAGUUGUUACAACAGCUGCUGCCACCACUUAUACACCUCAACCCUAUUUCUAUGGUACCAAUACACCAGCAAGCAAUAAUUUGAAUCCAACUUAUCAGCAAAGUUCUCAACAGAAUAGCUAUCAAACUCCCCCCACAAGUGUACCUACAAAUCAACCUUUGUAUGUGGCCACAAAUCAAACUGGUUUGCCUUCUUCAACUACACUUUUGCAAUCAACUGCUCAAAAUAUGGUACCUCCCACCAUGCAGGCUCCUUUUGUUGUUAAUCAUCUACCAAACACACAGACAGCACCAGCUACUGCUGGCUCCACAAACUUGCAGCAAACUCCUCAGAUUCAAAAUCCUUUACAAGUGGUAGGCACUAACGCCACAAUGUAUCCGUCUGCUGCUGUUCCAGCUCCAGUUUCUUCAACUUCUAAUGCUUUAACUUCUAAUGUUGUUACAUCCACUACCACUACUACCGCUCCAUUUGGUUCUUUGUCAUCAUCACACACUACUAUGCAUCCUGGUUAUAGUUUUAAUCCGCAAACGGGCAAUUUUAAUUAUAAUAGUGGCUAUCAGCAAACUAAUCCAGCUAAUCAACAGUUUUAUGGUCAAUAUACUACAGGAGCGGCGGCUGUCAAUACCCAAGUUGGUACUACCGAUUCACAGAGUGCUGGGAAAAUUAAUGUAGCCACGGGAUUCGAUUCUCCCAUCGUUUCCUCUCACACCAAACCCACACCAAUUGCCACAGUAAAACCAGAUGCAAAAACCUCAACUAUCCCUGCUGAUAACAUGAAUUACUACAUGCUCCCUAUGGUUAUCAAACUAAUGGACUACAUAAACUCUACUGUGGAUAACCAACUCUCAUCACCUUUGAACCGGCUGUUUACCGGCCGCACCUUUACAACAACUAACUUCUCCGGUGGAUUCACCAGCUACACCAAAGCCAGUUUUGAUAAUUUAUCCAAUUGUUCUGACAUUUCCUCUUUGGAUAAUUUCGAUUGGGAUUCGGUUUCCAUGCGCAGUGAUAAACCUUCGAACAAUGAUCAAAAACAUUCCGGUUCUACAUUCCAACUAAAACCCUUAGAUCCUUUUAAUGAUGACAAAACUCAAUAUUUUCACAAGGAGGUAGAGCGUUUUGAAAAAUUCAUUGAGUCUCUAAAUGAAAUGCUUAAUGGUCAUACUCCAUUAUCUACAAAAUGGAAAGAAUUACAAGAUCUUCUGGGCAAAGAGGCGCCCACUAGAACCACUUCAAUAGCAAAACUAUUUCCCGAGAAAAAUAGAUCCUUAGAUUGUUUGCCCUACGAUCAUGCCCGGGUUAAAUUGGAUAAGGAAACGGAUGAUUAUAUUAAUGCAGCAUUUGUUAAGAAUUUGAGUACUGGCUGUCCGAAUUUCAUAAUAGCCCAAACUCCGCAACAAAAUACUAUAAAUGAUUUUUGGUCCAUGAUUUGGUCACAAAAGGCACGAACUAUACUCUCGCUACAUACACCAAAUGAGAUGCUUGAUCCCUUCUGGCCUCAGUCGGUAGAUAAAGAAUCUAAUUUUGAUGAUUUCACUGUUAAAUGCAUAAAAAUAAUACAAUUAUCGCAUUGCAUAGAAUAUCAAUUGAAACUUUCCAUGUUGGGCGCUGAUGCCAUUAUCGAAUUGUCAGUAUUGCAAAUAAAAACAUGGACUAAAAGCACUCCUCCCUUAGUAGUGGGUAUAGCACGUAAUGCUUUACAGGCUCAUCAACAACGUUGCCUCGAUUUUAAUACCCCUUCUUCUCCACUGGUUUUGAACUGCUUAACCGGUUCUGAAAGAUCGGAAAUAGUGGCCAUUGGCAUAAGUGCCAUUUUGGCUACACAAAAUAAACGACCAGUUUUAAUAAGUAUGUUUUUUCUUCUUCUUUACAGCUAAAUAAUAAUUAAUGUUUGGAAUGGAAGAUAGUGAACUAAGGAGUACAAUAGAUCUUGGUGCAUACUUGAGAAGCUUUCAUUGUACGUUAUUGGCCCAGAUGGUAUAUCCAUUUUGAUGUUAAAUAAUUUCGAUAAGCCGGGAGUUGAGUACUUGUCCAAAUUGUCGUUAUUAACCUACAGGUUUCCAUGAAAAGGAGCAAAAAUCAACCUGUCGCUCAUUUC